GCAGCUCAUUGUGAGCAGACGGAGUCGAGCGCUCAGAGUUGAUGCUGCAGCGGAGCCAAUGAGACUUUGAUUGGGGCCACUGAUAGUUAAUGAGUUACUGAGCAGAGGUGCAGCUGCAGCAGACGUUUGUUUAGCUCCUGCGUGACUCAUGCAGUGACAAGAGCCUGGACUUUAGCAGGAAUAACAUCCACUGUGAGGAAUUGGUUUUUAUUUGGACAAAUGUGAGCUUUGUUGAUUGGGACAAGGACACGGUGCUGCUAUGGCCCAACAGAACCCUCAGCCGCCCGCCUCGGGCUCGUCUGGAAAGCUGGACCAGGUGCAGAGCCAGGUGAACGAGGUGAAAGACAUCCUGAAAGACAACAUCGACAAAGUGCUGGAGAGAGGGGACAGGCUGAACGAGCUGAUCGACAAGACCGACGACCUGCAGGCGUCCGCCGACUCCUUCCAGAGAACGUCCACGCGCGUCGCCCGCAAAUACUGGUGGAAGAACAUAAAGCUGAUGAUCAUCAUCGGCGUGGUUCUGCUGGUCGUCCUGAUCCUCAUCAUCCUCGCCGCCACCAAGGUUAUCUGAACCCACCGAGAAGCUCUGGGUGCAGCGACCUUCAUGCAGAGAUGAGGGAUGAGGCCAUCCUCACUGAAGUUCAAUCUCAGAAGCUUUUUCUGACAAACACUCCACGAUUUGACAAACUCUAGCGAUGAAACACAAAUCCAAAGUGUUUAGAACGUUUUUAUUGAUGCCUUUUUAAUGUCCAAUACACUGUGUAUAUAUAUAUAGAGAGAGUAAGUUCUUGACUGUCAACCUCUGUAAUAACAUGUAAUAUAUGACAGACGAUAAAAUGAAGGAAAGAAAAUCCUGAAACUUCGC
This is a messenger RNA of Oryzias latipes (Japanese medaka), 865 nucleotides long. RefSeq names its product vesicle-associated membrane protein 8. The record is from RefSeq and is a predicted model, not a curated record. Gene Ontology annotation, biological process: vesicle-mediated transport. NCBI's taxonomy places the organism in Eukaryota, Metazoa, Chordata, Actinopteri, Beloniformes, Adrianichthyidae. Gene Ontology annotation, cellular component: membrane.